Thermothielavioides terrestris NRRL 8126 is the source of this 772-nucleotide messenger RNA. Its product is annotated as histone H2B-like protein. Gene Ontology annotation, cellular component: nucleosome. The transcript has 3 exons. The record is from RefSeq and is a predicted model, not a curated record. Gene Ontology annotation, molecular function: protein heterodimerization activity; structural constituent of chromatin; DNA binding. Gene Ontology annotation, biological process: nucleosome assembly. NCBI's taxonomy places the organism in Eukaryota, Fungi, Ascomycota, Sordariomycetes, Sordariales, Chaetomiaceae. Bases 112 to 525 code for a protein of 137 amino acids.
CUUCUCUCUCGCAACAUCCAUCACUGAUCCCCACGGCUGCCAUAUCCAUCACGACUUUCUAGUCGCAUCGCAUAUUCCACAUCGUCAAUUGGAUUUUCAAAACCCGUCAAAAUGCCGCCCAAAGCUGCCGACAAGAAGCCCGCCACCAAGGCCCCUGCCACUGCCUCCAAGGCCCCCGAGAAGAAGGACGCCGGCAAGAAGACCGCGCCCUCGGGCGACAAGAAGAAGCGGACCAAGGCCCGCAAGGAGACUUACUCCUCCUACAUCUACAAGGUCCUCAAGCAGGUCCACCCCGACACCGGUAUUUCCAACCGUGCCAUGUCGAUCCUGAACUCGUUUGUCAACGACAUCUUUGAGCGUGUCGCGACCGAGGCUUCCAAGCUGGCUGCCUACAACAAGAAGUCGACCAUCUCCUCCCGCGAGAUCCAGACGUCCGUGCGCCUCAUCCUCCCCGGUGAACUCGCCAAGCACGCCGUGUCGGAAGGCACCAAGGCCGUCACCAAGUACUCGUCGAGCACCAAAUAAGUGUUCUGGGUUUUGCUUUUUUUCGUUUUUCUCUCUUUCGGGCACAGGGUUUGCUUGGCAUUUGGGAGUCAUGACGAGGCCGGCCAAGGUACAGAUGCCCCUUGGAGUCUCUUAAUGCAACGCGUUACGGAUGGGCUGCUUUUUUAUGGGGCACUGCUUUUCAUGGUUUACGGGGUUUGCGGCGGCUGUACACUACAUGCCUUGAUAUCAGGGUUUCGGGCGAAAUGAGAUCGUGCAUAUGACCAUG